AUGUCUGCCUUUACCCUCGCACCAAAGCCUGCCUGCCUGCCCGGCUAUCACCGAGUGCUAGCGUCCACUGCCGGCGUCAAAGUAUCUCCCCUAUGCCUUGGAACGAUGAACUUUGGCACUAAAUGGGAGGAUUUCAUGGGUGAAUGCAGCAAGCUGCAGUCAUUUGCAAUCCUGGACGCUUUCUAUAGGUUUGGUGGUAACUUCCUUGACACGUCACUAGGAGAGUGGAUGAAAGAACGAAGUAACCGCGAUCAGUUGGUAAUCGCAACAAAACACACAACUGAAUUUCGCGCAUCGCACCAUGAUAUCGAACCACUCCAGUCCAACUUUAAACUCCAAACAGACUACAUCGACUUACUAUACGUGCAUUGGUGGGACUUUACCACGUCAAUCGAAGAGGUCAUGCACGGACUUAACGCUCUUGUUCUCUCGGGCAAGGUGCUAUAUCUCGGAAUCUCGGACAUACUUGCUUGGAUAGCUGUGAAAGCAAAUGAUUACGCGCGGGCAAAUGGGUUGCGCUUGUUCUCCGUGUAUCAAGAGAAGUGGAAUGCCGGAUUCAGGGACCUUGAGAGAGAGAUUAUUCCUAUGUGUCGGGACCAGGGGAUGGGAAUCGCCCCAUGGGCGCCUCUGGGGCAAGGGAAGUUCAAAACUGCCGAAGCCCGUGGCACUGGCGAAUCUGGUAGUGCAAGAGCAUCCAAUAUGAGCGAAAACGACAUCAAGAUAUCAGAGGCGCUGGAGGAAAUUGCCAAGAAGAAAAACACUAAUCUGCAUGCGAUUGCGCUCGCAUAUGUCCUCCACAAAACGCCUUAUGUUUUCCCUAUUGUCGGGCAGCGAAAGAUUGAACACCUGGAAGCCAACGUCGAUGCCUUGAGCGUGGCACUCUCCGAUGAGGAUCUCAACGAAAUUGAGAGCGCGAUUCCCUUUGGCAUGGGAUCCCCGAUGAACUUCAUUUUCCGAAACGGCGUUUCGAACAACUCUGCUGCAGACGUCUUUCUGGCUCAGAUAUCUGCGCAUAUUGACGCACCGCCACACCCUUCGCCGAUCAGGCCUCAUCAAUUAUAA
Messenger RNA from Aspergillus ruber CBS 135680, 1062 nucleotides. RefSeq names its product norsolorinic acid reductase. The coding region runs from base 1 to 1062 and encodes 353 amino acids. Lineage: Eukaryota; Fungi; Ascomycota; Eurotiomycetes; Eurotiales; Aspergillaceae. The transcript has 6 exons. The record is from RefSeq and is a predicted model, not a curated record.